Molecule: messenger RNA, 505 nt
Organism: Drosophila serrata
Lineage: Eukaryota; Metazoa; Arthropoda; Insecta; Diptera; Drosophilidae
Gene: Npc2c
Product: Niemann-Pick type C-2c
Biological process (GO): intracellular cholesterol transport
Molecular function (GO): sterol binding
Source: RefSeq, a predicted model, not a curated record
AAACCCAGAAAAAAUGACCAGCUUCAAGAAGUUCUCCCUAAGCCUGAUGCUUUCUCUUAUGUGGACUUUGGUGGCGGCCAACACUCCCUUCCGGCAAUGUGCUGACACAAGCUUUCCCCAACCCUUGACAGUUCAAAUCGAUGAUUGUGACACCUUGCCCUGUGAUUUGUGGAAGGGUACUGAGGCCAAGAUUGAUAUUCAGUUUGUGGGCACUCGCAAUACCAUGUUCAAGCUGUCGGCUGAGGUGCAUCUGACCUCGUUGGGGGUCACCAUACCCUAUGACCUGGACUCUGCUCGUGGUAAUGUUUGCAACAAUCUCCUGCAUGGCGCCUAUUGUCCCCUGGAUGCCGGCGAGGAUGUGACCUAUGAACUGCUCCUGCCUGUAGCUAGCAAUCAGCCGGAAGUGCCCACCCGCCUGGAGGUGCGUCUCCUGGACACUGAAAACGAGAAUCGAGUGGUGUCCUGCUUCCUGGCCGAUACGCGCGUUAAGAAGCCAAGUUCUUAG